AUGGCUUCUUCCGAUUCCAACCAGAGGAAAAUAGUGACGGAAUUCCCGGGCACGAUUCGAGUCUACGACGACGGCACGGUGGAGCGCCUCCGCGACACCGACUUCGUCCCUCCCUCCAUCUCCGUCGGCGGCGGCGGCGUCUCCUCCAAGGACGUCGUCAUCAACUCCAACUUCUCCGCCCGCCUUUACCUCCCUCCUCACUGCCACCGGAAACUCCCUCUCUUACUCUACUUCCACGGCGGCGCGUUCUGCAUCUCCUCCCCUUUCUGCGGGAAGUACCACCGCUACGUGUCCCGCCUCGCCGCCGAGGCGCGCGUCGUCGUGGUUUCCUUCGCGUACAGGCUAGCACCGGAGCAUCCGAUCCCAGCGGCGUACGAUGACGGACGGAAGAUCCCCGUCGUGGUGUACUACCACGGCGGAGCGUUCAUCGUGGCGUCGCCGGCGGAGCCCAUGUACCACCACGGCCUCAACCGCCUGGUACGGGAGGCAGAAGUUGUUGCUGUCUCGGUUGAUUAUAGAUUGGCGCCGGAGAACCCGCUCCCCGCCGCGUACGAAGAUUCGUGGGCCGCACUGGAAUGGCUCGCCGGCGGCGGAGGGAAAGUUGACGAGCCGUGGCUCCGGGAGUAUGCGGACUUCGAGAGAGUAUUCCUUGCAGCGGUACCCCAUAUGCUUGCAGGCGAUAGCGCCGGCGCUAACAUAAUCCACCACUUGGCACUCCGUCGGUGCCGGAGCUCACUGGCCGUAAAAAUUCACGGCCUAGUUAUGAUCCAUCCCUACUUCUGGGGAAAAGACCCAAUCGGAUUGGAGAAGGCGGACGGAGCGAGGAAAGCGAUGGUGGACAACUGGUGGACGUUCGUCUGCCCGUCGAACGAAGGCUGUGACGACCCGUACAUCAAUCCGUUUGUGGGCGGAGCCCCGCCAAGUGCGGAGGAGCUGGGCUGCCAGCGGGUGGCGAUUUUCGUGGCGGAGAGAGACAUUCUGUGCGACAGAGGGAAAGCUUACUAUCGUAGUUUGGCGAGAAGUGAGGGGCAGAAUGGUAAAGUGAGAGUGGAGUUGGUGGAGACGAAAGGAGAGGAUCAUAUUUUCCAUCUUUUUAAUCCUGAUUGUGAAGCGGCUGCGGGCUUGUUCGACAGUUGGGCUUCUUUCAUCAACCAUGAAUGA
Messenger RNA from Linum tenue, 1161 nucleotides. Lineage: Eukaryota; Viridiplantae; Streptophyta; Magnoliopsida; Malpighiales; Linaceae. The record is from the annotation of a GenBank genome assembly.